This is a messenger RNA of Arabidopsis lyrata subsp. lyrata, 2071 nucleotides long. Its product is annotated as dof zinc finger protein DOF2.5. The record is from RefSeq and is a predicted model, not a curated record. Gene Ontology annotation, molecular function: DNA binding; DNA-binding transcription factor activity. Gene Ontology annotation, biological process: regulation of DNA-templated transcription. NCBI's taxonomy places the organism in Eukaryota, Viridiplantae, Streptophyta, Magnoliopsida, Brassicales, Brassicaceae. Bases 631 to 1704 code for a protein of 357 amino acids. The transcript has 2 exons.
GCUGGCUCUUUUUUCAUCAUCCAUAAAGUGAAAGGCAACGCAUAGAAGAGCCAUCACUCACAAACAAAGAAAAGGCGAAAAAAAAAAAAAGUUCUCCAAAAACAUUCUUCUCUUUGGCCUUUACUCAACAAAACCCACACACAUCUCUCUCUCUCUCUCUCUGGCUUUCUCUUUGUCGGAAGUCAUGGACGCUACGAAGUGGACACAGGUUUCGAGGUCGGAAAGAAACUACUAGAGAUAUAUUUAUAGCUCACGGCACUUUCUUCUCAGCCUUUUCAUGUGAUUAAUCAUUAACUACCUUUGUGAGAAACUAAUGGAGAUAUUAGUAGAAAGUCAUGAUUUGUUAUUUACCCUUUGUUCUUGGUGUUCAUCUCUUUCCAAUUUCCACGAAUCCUAUAUAUACAUAGUUCUAUCGAAUAUCAAAUCAGGAAAAUCUAAUGUGCAUGUUUCAAUUCUCUGUUUAAUUAGUGCUUAAAAUUGCUAAGCAUAGUGCGAAUUAACCAUAUGUUUUAAUUAGCUUAUUAUUUAACUUAUGAGUCAUUUAUGGUCUAUACAUAAUUACACAUAUACAUAAAUUAGGCUCUACUUAACUCUUUAAAUUUCACUUUUUUUUAGGGUUUUCAAGAACUGAUGAAUGUAAAACCAAUGGAGCAGAUCAUGAUUCCUAAUAACAACACACAUCAAUCAAACACCACAUCCAAUGCAAGGCCAAACACCAUUCUCACAUCUAACGGUGUCUCAUCCGCUGGAGCAACCGUCUCCGGCGUAAGCAACAACAAUAACAAUACGGCGGUUGUGGCGGAGAGGAAAGCAAGACCGCAAGAGAAACUAAAUUGUCCAAGAUGUAACUCAACCAACACAAAGUUUUGUUACUACAACAACUAUAGUCUCACACAACCAAGAUACUUCUGCAAAGGUUGUCGAAGGUAUUGGACCGAAGGUGGAUCUCUUAGGAAUGUUCCUGUGGGAGGAAGCUCAAGAAAGAACAAGAGAUCAUCUUCAUCAAACAUCCUUCAGACGACACCAUCUUCACUUGGUUUGACCACAACACUUCCAGAUCUAAACCCACCAAUACUCUUCUCAAACCAAAUCCAUAAUAAAUCGAAAGGGUCAUCACAAGAUCUCAACUUGUUGUCUUUCCCGGUCAUGCAAGAUCAACAUCAUCAUCAUGUCCAUAUGUCUCAGUUUCUUCAGAUGCCGAAGAUGGAGGGAAAUGGUAACCUAACUCAUCAGCAGCAGCCUUCAUCAUCUUCUUCUCUCUAUGGUUCCUCGUCGUCUCCUGUUUCAGCUCUUGAACUUUUAAGAACCGGAGUUAAUGUUUCUGCGAGAUCAGGGAUUAACUCAUUCAUGCCUUCCGGUUCAAUGAUGGAUUCAAACAAUGUGCUUUACACUUCUUCAGGGUUUCCAACAAUGGUGGAUUACAAGCCAAGUAAUCUCUCCUUCUCUACCGAUCAUCAAGGGCUUGGACACAACAGCAACAAUAGGUCUGAAGCUCUUCAUAAUGAUCAUCACCAACAAGGUAGAGUUUUGUUUCCAUUUGGGGAUCAAAUGAAGGAGCUUUCAUCAAGCAUAACACAAGAAGUUGAUCAUGAUGAUAAUCAACAACAAAAGAGUCAUGGAAAUAAUAAUAAUAAUAACUCAAGCCCUAAUAAUGGAUAUUGGACUGGGAUGUUCAGUACUACAGGAGGAGGAUCUUCAUGGUGAAGCAAAAUGAUCAAAAGGAGAUUAUGAAAUUAGCUUUCUAAUUCUCUUUCAUGAUCUUUUUGCCUCACAUGGGUUACUUUAGUUAAAGUUGUCAGAACUUAGCUAACACAACAUAGUCUUUUUAUUCUCCUUUCUUUUUGGGGUUUUUAUUUUAUUUUCGAAAUGUUUUAUAGUUUGGUUUGAUGGUAAUUUGGGUUGGUUUUUCAUUUUGGUUUGUUGAUUAAUUAGUAUAUAAAUCACGGCGUUAUGUAUGGGUAGAAGAAUAUGUGAAUACGAAUGUCGCGAGUGUUACAUAUAUGUAAUGUAACUAUGUAUUCAUCGCUUCUUCUAUCUGUAUAAGUGUUUUCGUAACAGAUUUAUUCAUAUC